GGUCAUCGCUGAGGGCUUGAAAGGUGGCUGAGAGCAUCGGACACCUCAGACGGCGCCGGCCCGGGCUCAGACCGCAGACGCGCCCCCUGCCCGCCAUGGCCCGGCUGUUGCGGGCGUCCUGCCUUCUCUCACUGCUCCUGGCUGGCUUCGUCCCGCCGGGCCGGGGGCAGGAGAAGUCGAAGACGGACUGCCACGCUGACGUGAGCGGCACCAUCUAUGAGUACGGCGCCCUCACCAUUGACGGGCAGGAGUACGUCCCCUUCAAGCGGUACGCUGGCAAAUACAUCCUCUUUGUCAACGUGGCCAGCUACUGAGGCCUGACAGGCCAGUACAUUGAACUGAAUGCACUACAGGAAGAGCUUGAACCAUUUGGCCUGGUCAUUCUGGGCUUCCCCUGCAACCAAUUUGGAAAACAGGAGCCAGGAGAGAACUCGGAAAUCCUACCCAGCCUCAAGUAUGUCCGACCGGGCGGGGGCUUCGUCCCCAAUUUCCAACUCUUUGAGAAAGGCGAUGUGAACGGGGAGAAAGAGCAGAAGUUCUACACAUUCCUGAAGGUGAGUGCACAGCCGCCGCUGUGCUCAGCCCAGCUGACCCUGGUUCUGGACAGAGCUGCAGUCACUCCUGGCUCCAGCCCAUGCGGAGACAAGGCCCGUGCCUUGGGCCCCUGGGGGGAUUUCCUGGCAUCUCGCAUUCCAACCAUAAGGCUUGGCAGACUCUAGGAUCUCAACAGCCCA
Leptonychotes weddellii (Weddell seal) is the source of this 734-nucleotide messenger RNA. RefSeq names its product glutathione peroxidase 3 (gene GPX3). The record is from RefSeq and is a predicted model, not a curated record. Gene Ontology annotation, molecular function: selenium binding; glutathione peroxidase activity. Lineage: Eukaryota; Metazoa; Chordata; Mammalia; Carnivora; Phocidae. Gene Ontology annotation, biological process: response to oxidative stress; hydrogen peroxide catabolic process.